AUGUCGCACCCAGAGGCCACCCAGCCCUCCCUUACAACCGCGCCGGCCGAAAUUCGCCAGCAGAUACUGUCCAGCCUGUUCGAGCCAGAGUUCAGUAUCAAGAAUGGCGAACUUAAGAGUUCACCGUGGCAACUGGAAGCUGUGUGUAGGUUGCUCAAACAGGAUAUGGAGGUUUUACAAGACCUUCAUUUCCCCCCAACGGAUGUCAUACUGCGCCUGACCUCUCCCAACGAGCUACGACAACUCCCCGCCGUGACAACAAAGGUGAUGGACAAGGCUACGAGGCUGAACAAGACUUGGGAGGGGUUUAAGGAGGUAGAGCUUGCGCUCUUUCACCCCAAGGCACUACAGGAAGCAUCAAAGGAUGCAGCCCAAUUCUUCAGAUUUCUCAGCCGUACGGGAGGAAUCCGCUAUUCGGAUUCUGCGAGACCGACUGGAUCUACUCGACAGCUAGUUGCCGAGGUAUACAACACCGUAAAAGCGUGGCAAGAAGACUUGUAUUAUCUCUAUACCGCAUUCGAUCCAGCGAUUGCUCCACCCGGAGCGCUCGUGAGGCUUGAGGUGACGCUUCCUAGCGCCGUUGCCUUCGCUCCCAAUACUCUCCCGGAGGCUUGGAUAUGGUGGUCAUGGGAGCUUGACUACCUGACAGAUUUCGUUGCGGGAAUUGACCAGGACUACGGGUUCCUCUAUGAUGCGCAUUGGUUGAAGUUCGAUGCUUCGCUUUUCCCUUUCGUCAAAGAGAAGAAGGGAUUGUUAUACAAGCCUUACUACGCUCUCAAAGCAGAGAAAGGAGAGUUAUCAGACCCUCGAGCCGAAAUCACGGGAUCCCUGCCAAUUAAGUACAGGGCAGUGCUGCCGGAUCUAGACGAACACGAGAUCGAACUGGAUCUCUCUGGCGUCACUUUCACGGAGCAUGAUGACGCUUAG
Molecule: messenger RNA, 927 nt
Organism: Mytilinidion resinicola
Lineage: Eukaryota; Fungi; Ascomycota; Dothideomycetes; Mytilinidiales; Mytilinidiaceae
Exons: 1
Coding region: 1-927 (308 amino acids)
Source: RefSeq, a predicted model, not a curated record